AAGCAAAAAAAAAAAAGCGAAAAAGAAAAAAAAACAAUAUGUAGCAGAAAGCAAUGGUUUUGUGAAGAAUCUCCACAAGUCUGGCUCCACAAUCCUCCUAAAAUUCCCCAAUGCAGAUCAAUUUCCACUCCACAAACCCUAGCUAGAAUCUGUUUACUUUGAUUCUAUUGCAGUAAUAUAUGCCGAUGAGAGCAGCUGAUUUAGGAUUUCAUGGCCAAUAUUCACACGUUGUUGCCUAGUGUAAAUCACCUAUGCCUCUCCAGUGAAGCUGGAAACAAGUUCUGCUGUUACAAUGCGGGCGAUACUCUAAUUAGGCGGCGCAAUUACGACGCGAAGAAGAAAUUCGGUGAUUGUGAUUAUCACAGUCGCUGCGGAGCUAGGGAUUCGGCGGCUGGCCGCUCGUGGAGAUUGUGUGCUGCAACGGACCUUCGUGUCGUUCAGGAGAGUCAUGGUAAAAGCAUCAAUGCUGCGAAUCAGGUUCCCGUUAUUGAGAUCCCCGUCACCUGCUACCAGAUUAUUGGCGUUCAUGAUCAAGCAGAGAAAGAUGAAAUUGUUAAGUCAGUGAUGCAUCUAAAAAAUGCAGAGAUUGAAGAGGGAUACACCAAGGAAGCUGUUUUGUCUCGCAGGGAUGUUUUGAUGGAUGUAAGAGACAAACUUCUUUUUGAACCAGAAUAUGCUGGAAAUUUUAAAGAGAAACAGCCGCCUAAAUCUUCUCUCAAGAUUCCUUGGACUUGGUUGCCUGGUGCUCUAUGCCUUCUUCAGGAGGUUGGUGAAGAGAAGCUUGUGCUAGAAAUUGGGCGAAGAGCUCUGCAGCAUCUUGAAUCAAAGCCAUUUGUUCACGAUUUGCUUUUAUCUAUGGCCCUAGCAGAGUGUGCAAUUGCCAAAGUUGGAUUUGAGAAGAACAAUAUAUCUCAAGGAUUUGAAGCUCUUGCCCGUGCUCAAUGUCUUCUCCGGAGCAAGAUAUCUCUCGGGAAGAUGAUGCUGUUGUCUCAGAUAGAAGAAUCAUUGGAGGAGCUUGCACCUGCUUGCACUUUGGAUCUUUUGGGAAUGCCCCAUACGCCUGAAAAUGCAGAGCGAAGAAUUGGUGCUAUUGCAGCUUUGCGUGAAUUGUUGAGACAAGGCCUGGAUGUUGAAACUUCAUGUCAAGUUCAAGACUGGGCUUGUUUUCUGAAUCAAGCACUCAAAAAGCUAUUGGCUACAGAAAUAGUGGAACUCGUUCCAUGGGAAAGCUUGGCUAUCACCAGAAAGAACAGAAAGUCUCUUGAGGCACAGAAUCAAAGGAUUGUCAUUGAUUUCAAUAGCUUCUACGUAGUUUUGUUAGCGCAUAUUGCACUUGGAGUUUCAAGCAAACAAAUAGACCUGAUUAACAAAGCAAAAUUAAUUUGUGAGUGCUUGAUAGCAUCAGAAGGCAUUGACUUGAAAUUUGAGGAGGCCUUUUGUGCUUUCCUUCUUGGGCAGGGUGAUGAAGCUACAGCUGUUGAAAAGUUAAGACUGCUCGAACUGAAUUCUGCUCCUAGUUCUCAGAAAGCACUGCAAUUUAAAGAAACUAAAGAAGUUUCAAGUGCCAACAAACCAUUGGAAACAUGGUUGAAAGAUGAUGUUCUUGGCAUGUUUCCAGAUACCCGAGAUUGUACCCCAUCCUUGGCGGACUUUUUCAAGGCUGACAAAAGAGCUUCUGGAAAAAGACAGUACAAAAAGUCUUCUCCAACUUUAUCCGACACAAGUCACAGAUCACUUUCUUUUUCUCUUCCAAUGGAUCGAAGAGAUGAAGUGACAGGUUCUUACACAGAAACUUCACGACAUCUUGGGCCAGCUGUCAAGCAGCUUGCUCCUCCUAACCUGGAAAGUCCACUAAUAGAGAGCAAGGUCAAUGCUGGAAGCAAUGCUAGCACACCCUCUGUUCAAUUGAAGAGAACAUUAGGUUCCCAGCAGGGUGGAGUAUGGAAUAUGUGGUUGGACUUCAGUCAUGUGAUUGGAAACAUGGUAUAUGCUACUGCAUUAGGCUGUAUCUUGGCUGCCCUGUUGAAGCUACUUACCUCACAACAGUUGAGACUAGGAAAUGGUUCGAGAUGGAGGAUGUAUGAACAUAGAAUUGCAGCAAGCUCUCCUACCCCAACAGAUUCUUCAGUGGAUUUUAGUUUCAGACGUUCGAGCACUAAGCAAAAUGGUAUCAUGAGACAAAUCCAGAGAGUCUUUUCACUUGUUAAAAGGCAGUCUGGGGUCCAUCCAGAAUCUGCAGACCUGCAAACAGCUUCUCUCUCUUCUUCAAUAUCACCAACAUAUAGGUUUCCAAUGCCGGUUGAAGAUGCUGAGGCUCUUGUCAAACAGUGGCAAUUAAUUAAAGCAGAAGCACUUGGACCUAACCACAACAUAUGUGGGCUUGGUGAAAUACUUGAUGGACCGAUGCUUGCGCAGUGGCAAGCGUUAGCUGAUACUGCAGAAGCAAGGUCGUGCUACUGGAGAUUUGUUUUGCUGCACUUGACAAUUGAACAUGCAGAGAUUUUGAAAGACGGAGCUGGUGGGGAGAUGGCAGACAUAGAAGUACAUUUGGAGGAGGCCGCAGAACUGGUGGAUGAGUCCCUGCCCAAAAACCCAACUUACUACAGCCCUUAUAAGAUCCGUUAUCUUCUGAAGAGGCAAGACGACGGAUCAUGGAGGUUCUGGGAAUGUGAUAUUCUAACUCCAUCAUGACCUCUGAUCGGAACUGGCUGCUGCCGUGUGUAAUUUUAAUCAACCGAUGCUCUUCAUCCAUGCCAAAGCCGUCUCUGAAUUUGACGAAAAAACCGAGGAGCAUCGGCAUCGUGCUCUCCUCAUUCCUAUAAAGCCAGCCAGUUGUGAAUUUAGCAUAGCUAGCUAGGAUAUUCCAUUCAUUGUUUCUGGAUUGCCUUAAUCAGCAGCUAGUUUAUUAUAGGGGCUUGAGAUUGUAUCUAACUCCAGCAUCCUUUUAUUUGGUUAAUUGAGCCAUUAUUUGUUACAA
Molecule: messenger RNA, 2977 nt
Organism: Salvia hispanica
Lineage: Eukaryota; Viridiplantae; Streptophyta; Magnoliopsida; Lamiales; Lamiaceae
Product: plastid division protein CDP1, chloroplastic-like
Biological process (GO): chloroplast fission
Cellular component (GO): chloroplast inner membrane
Source: RefSeq, a predicted model, not a curated record